Toxotes jaculatrix (banded archerfish) is the source of this 952-nucleotide messenger RNA. RefSeq names its product profilin 1 (gene pfn1). The transcript has 4 exons. Gene Ontology annotation, biological process: regulation of actin filament polymerization; positive regulation of actin filament bundle assembly. Bases 129 to 560 code for a protein of 143 amino acids. The record is from RefSeq and is a predicted model, not a curated record. Gene Ontology annotation, molecular function: actin binding. Lineage: Eukaryota; Metazoa; Chordata; Actinopteri; Toxotidae. Gene Ontology annotation, cellular component: cytoplasm.
GUGAGAGAGGCAGGAAGCCGCCUGCAGGCUGGGAGUGGUCGGACGUAUAAAAGACGACUCGUCUUCCUUCUUUCUGCAUUAGACCUCUCUCUCCCUCUUCUUCACACCCGAGACUCUACCUGCACAGGAUGUCGUGGGACUCAUACCUUGAUACCCUGAAGACAGUGGACACCAACACCGGGACCGUCCCAGUUGAGGAGGCAGCGAUCUGCGGGAUGGGUUCAGGGAGUGAGAGUGUGUGGGCCAGCACACCCGGCCUGAGGGGCAUCAAGCCAGAGGAAAUUAAGAGGUUGGCCGGUAGGAGGGAUGAUUUCGGCCAGAGCGGCCCGUUCAUCGCGGGAAUAAAGUGCAGGAUGAUCCGAGAUAACAUGGAUGAUGACAAGAUGUACAGCCUGGACUUAAAGACUGCAAAAGAUGCUGAAGGCAACACCUACAACGUGUGUGUCGGCAAGAGCAAACAAGCUCUAAUCAUCGCUAAAGGAACAAAAGACGCCACCGGCGGGCAGCUCGCCGCAAAGGUGUUCACUGUCGUCAAGUACCUGCGAGAGGCCAAUUAUUAACACAACAUACUCCACCGACCCCUCCUGGACCCACCAAACAAGAUGGCUGCCCCCCGCCCCCCCACCCCUCGCCUCCUCCUCCUCCUCCUCCUGAGUUUCUUUGUGUAUCUUCUUCUUCUCUGUGUAUUUUUCUGCCAUCAGGGAAAAAUAAAGUGUUUAAAGUUUUAUUCACGUAGUGAACGAGUGAUGAACGUGAACACACACACACACACACUGUGUGUGUGUGUUGAAGCACGUUCACACCUGAGCUGACUGCACACCUGUGGUGGUGUUGUUUAAAACAGGGAGCCAGUGUUACAUUGUUUACAGUGGAGAUGGACCCGCGUCCAAUCACAGCUGUGUAAAGAAAAAUCACCUGAAACACCUGAAAAAUAAAAAGAGCAACAUGUUUA